Helianthus annuus (common sunflower) is the source of this 873-nucleotide messenger RNA. RefSeq lists its product as uncharacterized. NCBI's taxonomy places the organism in Eukaryota, Viridiplantae, Streptophyta, Magnoliopsida, Asterales, Asteraceae. Bases 1 to 873 code for a protein of 290 amino acids. The record is from RefSeq and is a predicted model, not a curated record. The transcript has a single exon.
AUGAAUGCUCUCCAAAGUGGGCCGUGGAUUAUUAGGUCACAGCCAUUGAUCCUUAGUGAAUGGUCUCCAGCGAUAAAACUAGAAAAGAGGGAAGUGAAAAAGAUACAAGUAUGGGUAAAGAUACAUGAUGUUCCCAUAGCAGCUUACACAGAGGAUGGGCUGAGUUUAAUUGCAAGUACACUUGGUGUCUCAAAACUUCUUGAUUCGUAUACUACAACAAUGUGCAUGGAUACCUGGGGAAGAAGUAGCUAUGCCCGUGCACUCAUAGAAAUCACGGUUGAACAGGAGUUGAAAGAGGAGUUGACAAUAGCUAUACCGGAUCUUGAUGGUGAGAGUUUUGUCACAGAAAAAAUGGUUGUUGAAUAUCAAUGGACACAACAUAGGUGUGGCCAUUGUUGUGUUUUUGGCCAUAUGGAUGAUUCUUGCCGGAAACAGAUUAGAGCUUCAUCUAAAACUCCAGCUAGAGUGGAUGGGGAUGGAUAUAAGGUAGUUAAUCAGCAAAAGGCAGCAAAAAGAACAAGAAUCCAGAUUAAUAAACCCAAGGUGGAAUAUCAGCCUAAGCAACAGGCUUCAAAGCAGGAGAAAAAAGUUGUAUUUGAGGUAGAUAAGUCGGUUUCAAAGCAGGUAAAAACCUCCAAUCGGUUUGAUGUCCUAAACAAUGAACUAAAUGAUCCAUUUGAUGACCUAUAUUCGAACAAGGGAGAUGUUUUUGCAUCUACUAGUAGGGGUGGGGGUGUAAAACCUAUGGAUAACAAGGAUCAACAUGAUGAAGAGGAAGAAGUAGUUGAGGUCUAUAACGAAACUGCUGAGUUUAUGGUAUCUAAUAAUAAAACAGGGGCAAACACUCCUGCUGUGAAUGUUGCAAAUGGUUAG